Molecule: messenger RNA, 2715 nt
Organism: Glossina fuscipes
Lineage: Eukaryota; Metazoa; Arthropoda; Insecta; Diptera; Glossinidae
Gene: lobo
Product: coiled-coil domain-containing protein lobo
Exons: 9
Coding region: 1-2715 (904 amino acids)
Biological process (GO): flagellated sperm motility
Cellular component (GO): motile cilium
Source: RefSeq, a predicted model, not a curated record
AUGCCACCGAAGGAAGAGAGAAAAAAAAAAUUCCAACCUUUUGUUUCUACCAUCGAUCCAAACAAACAUGCAGACGCCCUCAAAGAGAUUGAAAUACGGCACGCCGAAGAUGCUCGCAUGGCUGAGUUAGCAGCUGAAGAAGCUUUAGAAGAAGAAUGCGAAGAGGAAGAAGAUGAAGAAUACUUUGAAGAAUUAUUAGGGAACGAAGAUUCCACAAUUGUUGGCCGCAUCGAUUUGGCAUUUCCUGAAACAAUAGACGAAUUUGCUGAUUCCGAAUUAUGUUAUCCGCCUUCUUAUUACACUCUUUCGCCAAAGGAACGAUUGCUCCUAUUAUACGCAGAAAAUUUUCGCCAUCAAUUUAUUAUAAAUAAUCCAAAUCGCAGACCCCUGGUUUUGGCUUUACCGAACGAGUGUAAAGUUCAAAAGUUUGUUUCUACGACAAUAAGGCCGACGGCUUUUUUACAUGUGCCCCUCAUUCGCAAUGCUGAAGAAUGUGCGAAAUUUGUAGCCGAUUUUAUUAUUUACGAACCUCUUGAAGACAUGAUGUCAUUCCCCACACGCUUAAUAUCGCCGGCAUCGUUACUGAGACGACGUCAAGGCAACAGUUUCGAGAUGGCUACACUUUUAUGCAGUAUGCUAUUAGGUGCCGGUUUUCAGGCAUUUGUCGUAUCUGGAGUGGCGCGAGCCGAGACCGUUGAAUGCGAUCUGCGUGAGAAACCGUAUCCCUAUCAAAUGCCCCCUCCAAAAGUUGAGGAAGAGCAAAAAGCAAAACCGACUACUGGUUCGAAAUACAAGCUACGACCAUUGCCGGACUUAAGGAGUCAUUUGGAAGAGAAUAUGGCCGAGCUGUUAAUGCAAAAGGAAGCGGAGGAACAAAAAAUAAAAGAUGAGGCUUUACAACGCACACUAGAGGAAUUAGAAUUACAACCCGUCGACAAAUAUCACUUUCGUAGAUCUCAUGCUUGGGUUGUCGUUCUCGAUAACGCUCCUUGGGUUACCGUCAAGGCUGUUCACAAAACUGAUGCUAGUCCAAAAAUGCUUGCGGCACGUUUUUUCGAACCAUCGACCGGCUUCAUCUGCGAAACCCAUUGCAAGCAAUAUAUUUUAAUCGAUAGUGUAUGGAAUCAAUAUAAUUAUUAUGUUAAUAAACAAGAAUAUCAACGAUUAAGCGAAAUACGUUGGGACUUGCGGGAUACGACGGAUUGGGAGCACAUUUUACCUGGCGAGCCGCCAGAAAUGCGCACUUAUGUCGUAUAUUCUGAUGAAAAUCUGGCCGAUUUAGUGCAUCCUAUUCAAGACGAACACCAUUUAGAUACUAUACGGUCAUGGGUUAUGAAAUUGCAUAUCGGUGCGAAAGAGUUUGAGGAACGUUUUCCCAAACUUGAAAAAACUGUUUAUUAUCAGAAAGCCAAACAUGAACGUUACUCUCCGUACUCGCAACGAACUGGCAAAGUUAUGCAAUUAACUUUAUACUCAGAUGAUGAAUACAAUCAACCAACUGAACAUUGGGAAUUCUUUGAAAAUCGCACUGACAAACUCAUAUCUAUCAAAUAUAAUUAUGAGACAUCGCAAACUGAAGAAAACUUUGCCAUCGGACGUAAUGACAGUUUGAAAGCCAUGUAUUACAGUGAUAAACAUAGAGGCAAAGAAUUGUAUUUUUACUCCGCACCUCGCUUAGAUUCUCUGUAUUACCUAAGAAUCGAAACGGAUUCCGUAACGUUGCAAUACAAGGAACGCAGUGAUUUCUGUUAUUAUCAGUUAUUCGAGCUUAAAGCAAAUUCCAACUUUUUAAAGAAAAUUGUUGAGAAAUUCCAUCGCAAUCAUAAUUUACCCGCCGAUAAGGAUAUAGCUGUGCGAUCAUUUUUAUUGUUGUCGCAUAAAAUUACAUUAAAAUUUCAUUAUGCUCGUGGUGCUCUAACAGCAUCCACAUGUGAAUUUACGAAACCGCCCAAGCCGGAUUACGGUCAAGAAAUUGUAUUCGAUUUGAGUUUAGUGAAACUCUAUAAGGCUAACGCCGCUGAUCCUGAUCCUACGCAAUUGGAAGUCUACCGACUAAUGCUGGCUCAACUGAAUUAUGAAGAAAAAAUCAUAAAGCAAUUUGAAAAGAUUGUAGAAGAAAAUAAUCAAAUAUUGGAUCAGCGUAGAUUUGAGCAUGAGAAUCCUGUAUUAACAUUUUGUAUAUUUGAUGGUUUACGUAAUGCUGCAGCCAGAAACAGUCGUCUAGAAAAGAAAGAGAAAGAAGACGCUUACAAACGUGAUGUGCAAACGAAACCGGCCGAUUUUUUGGCUCCUUACUUGGUCAUAUAUAAAAAUCGCGCCUUAACCUACGACGAAUCAUGGGCUGCGUAUAAAGCAUGCUUAAGCGAUUUAAAAUCACGCUUCGUUUUUCUACUCAACGAUCUUCAACGUCAAUACGAGGAUCUAAUAACCGAAUCAAAAUCAUUGAAACGUUUCCUUAAUAAAUUUGAAAAUCAAUUCAAUAAUUUCGACUAUGAACAAUUGGUUCAAGAGGCAAAGCAGAUUAAUUUAAAUAAACGUAUGGUCCAGCAACGUUUGACAAUAACGCAUGAAGAAGCCCAGAAAAAAUAUGAGACAGUUAAGCAAUCGCUAAUAAAUGAUCCGCGUUUAAAUUUGAUUAAAGAGCAAGAAAAACCAAGUGAGAAGAGAACGUCGCGAAAAUUACGCCGGGCCAUUAAAAAAGUCACCACUGAUUGA